ACUUUAAAACAUGACAAAUGUUAAUCUAAACAGGGCAUUUAAUUGGUGUGUGUUAAAAAAGUAGGUCAGACCGAAAGAGUAAAAUUCGAGUGCCAAGGUGGGUGGGACGGGGAAGUCGCGAGGUCCGUGACAUUGGCUGGAGAGAGUAUAAAUUGAAAGUAGUGGGAGAAUGAGAGGCCAGUAUCAGUCAGCGUUUCGAGUUGUGCAGUUGUUAGUUUAUGUGUCAAGUGUAAAGGCAGAAUGCCGUCGGAAUCGGACAGUCACGUGGAAGUGGACGUGGAUGUGGAUGUGGACAAGAGCAAACCCGUCCAGCAUCAGACGAUAAUACACUCGGACACUAAAGACAGUUUGUCGUCGGUUGAGAGCGGUCCGAGAGAAGGCGACAACAAAUCGGAUCACGGUGACAUAUCGGAUAAUGCGUCUGACGAUCAGCCCACAAAGCCGAAAGGAGAGAAAACCUCGGAGGAAGAGAACGAUUUCGUCCCGCCAGACGAAGAACUGGUCCAGAAGAUAAUCGACCAAGUUGAGUUUUAUUUUUCCGACGUGAACAUCACGAAAGACGCUUUUCUGUUGAAACACGUUAAACGCAACAAAGAGGGCUACGUCUCUCUGAAACUGAUUUCGAGCUUUAAACGAGUGAAGCACUUGGCCAAAGACUGGAGGGUCAUCGCUUUCGCGCUCGCAAAGUCGAAAAAGUUGGAAAUAAACGAAGCCGGCACGAAACUGCGUCGGGUCGAUCCUCUGCCGGCUUACGACCAGACGACACCGUCGAGGACCGUAGUCGCCAUCGACUUGCCCUUCGAAAAGCCGACCAUCGAAUCCGUGGCCGAGAUGUUCAAGUCGUGCGGGGAAAUCGCGCUCAUCCGCAUACUGCGGCCUGGAAACCCCAUACCGUCGGACGUGAGGCACUUCGUCAACAAACACCCCGAGAUGAUCGGGAAGGUGAGCGCUCUGGUCGAGUUCGUCAGGACCGAGUCCGCACAUAACGCCAUACAAAAAGAAUGGAGCUGGAGGCAAAGCGACAUCAAAGUCAUAGAGCUCAACGCUCCACCUUCCGUCGACCGCAAGUCCAAGUUGAAAAAAGGAGGUAACAACAGAUCUUUCGAUUUGGACUAUUCCUCCUCUUGUGCGAGCAGUUCCGAAACCGAAGACAGGAGGCUCAGGCUGCAAAGGCGUUGCUCUUCGCCGCACCUCGUGGACAACCACUGGCACCAGAGGAGAUGGUCGAGGGACUCCGGCACCGACAGUUCGAGCUCUUAUUACAGAUCCAGAUCGAACAGCGGCGUCUUCUUCAUGCCCGACGUCAGAAGGAUGUCUAGCGACUCGUGCAGCGACAGUUACAGCUCGAGGUCCAGGUCCAACAGCGGUAUAUCCCUGUCUGACAUCAGGAGGCUGUCUAUCAUCAGCAAAGAUUCGGAUUGUUGUUGUUGUCACAUGGACUGUUCAAGAAGAAGCUCUCUCGCCAACGAUUCCGGCUCCGAAGGAUACGGCUCCUCCAGGUCCAGGUGCAACAGCAACGCUUCCGACCUCAGGAGAAAUUCAAUGGAGUUCUAUUGCGCAGGCAAAAUGAGGGAGAGGAAACUUCAAGACGGCUACUGGAGCAACAGCGUCGAAUCCGGACGCCGCCCUUCCGGUCCUCGAGAGCAAGAUUUGGAAAGGUUCAAAGUCCGCGGAACGGACAACGUCGUCCGUAUGCCCAGGGGACCCGACGGAGGCAGAGGAUUCGUACCCGCUCAACAAGCCUGCCAUACUCUUAUCGAAUAACCGCUCAACAAAGAUAUUCGAAUCGAUCCCUUUUUUGUGUCAUUCCUAAAUUGUAUAAAUUUAUAUUAUAAAUUUGCCAUCGUUCAGUACAUACAAACAUAGGACCCAAUGGCAAUCGUUUUUCUCCACAUCAAAUAUUUGUGACAUUUUGUUGCCAGAAGUUCGUUGAGUUGUGAUUACAUUAGGUUGAAUAUACUGGCAAACGCUAGGUUUUCGAAUAUGACAUGGACCUGAUAGCGUUUGGUUUAUUAUUAUUAAUUUUCUCUUCAUAAUGAAAUUGAAAUUUUAAAGGCAUUUUUGAUAGGUUGUUAUAGCUGAAAAACAAUCAACAUUGCUCAGCUACAAAAACCUUACAUUUAUUUGUGAAUAAUCGGUAUUUCAUCAGUUGUUUAUUUCAAUACGAUGAAAAUCAAGCCGUGAUUUAUGUUUUUUCUUUCUUUAAUAAACGAAAAUCAGACUGAAUGACAUUAGUAAUUCGUUGUUAUCAAUUGUAGCUAGUGUGGUUAGGAUUUAUGUAUUUUUAUUUUAACUGUACAUUCGAAUUUAACUUAUUUAAAAGACCAUGUAAUUUAUUUGUGUAUAUGUUGUUGUAAAAGAAUAAAAAAAUGUUAUUUUCUUUGUUUUUUAAAAUUUAUAAUUUGCUAAGACGCCUGUAACGAAUGGACGUGUUGUGAUAAUACACAACUUGUGUUAUCUACUAUGUAAAUAUUAGAAUAAAAUAAAAACGUU
Cimex lectularius (bed bug) is the source of this 2493-nucleotide messenger RNA. RefSeq names its product la-related protein 6 (gene Achl). The transcript has a single exon. Gene Ontology annotation, biological process: RNA processing. Lineage: Eukaryota; Metazoa; Arthropoda; Insecta; Hemiptera; Cimicidae. Gene Ontology annotation, molecular function: mRNA binding. Gene Ontology annotation, cellular component: nucleus. The record is from RefSeq and is a predicted model, not a curated record. The coding region runs from base 241 to 1764 and encodes 507 amino acids.